Molecule: messenger RNA, 3348 nt
Organism: Coprinopsis cinerea okayama7#130
Lineage: Eukaryota; Fungi; Basidiomycota; Agaricomycetes; Agaricales; Psathyrellaceae
Product: meiotically up-regulated 190 protein
Exons: 6
Coding region: 1-3348 (1115 amino acids)
Molecular function (GO): lipid binding
Source: RefSeq, a predicted model, not a curated record
AUGACGAAGCAGCACGAUGACCGCGACCGCGAGGUCACUGACCCCGUCACCCACCUCCCUGUACGAAUCCACGAUGCAACCGACGUCGAGCUAGAACGAAUUCCGCCGCCGCCUUCUCUCACAGAAGAUAGAAAGGAGAAGCAGCGAAGAGACAUACGCCUCCCGCGACUUGAAGAGAAGACGUUGGGAGACAUAGUCAACGAGAUGACGGAGAACGACAACUUCUGGUGGGAUGAUCCUCUGGGUGACCAGAACCGUACCAGGGUUCAGACGGCCAUCAUUGCAGCAGCAGCAGCAGGCUUUGGUGGCUUGGCUGGUCUCUUCGUUUAUCGCUUCCUUGGUCUGCUGUUUGGCCAUGCGGGCUUUCUUGUGCAUACGUUUUCUGCGAUAGUUGGAUCCACCCUUUUGGCCGUCGCUGUCGGGUGUUGCGCCCUUUCAUUCCACACGCUGCAAGACAAGAAGCCUCGCAGGCCUGAUAAGGCUAGCAAACACCCAAAAGCAGACCCUUUUCACUCUAUCCACGCCUUUGGAAAGAGCAAAGGUUUCUCCAGCCACCCUGAUUCCGACCCCGAAUCAGCUAUUUGGCUCAAUGGUUUCCUUAAAUCAGUUUGGCCCCUCAUCAACCCCGGCCUCUUCACUGCUGUGUGCGAUAUGCUCGAGGACUCUCUGCAGGCCUCUUUGCCCGCCAUGAUCCAUGGUGUCAAAGUCGCCGAGCUGGGUCAAGGUUCCGAACCCGUUCGUAUCCUCGGCAUUCGCUGUCUCGACAAGGGCGCAGCAGCCACUGCUACCGGAGAUGGAAUGGAAGGGGAAGAAGGAGAUUUCGUGAACAUGGAAGUGGCCGUUGGAUAUCGAGCGAAGGACACUAGUGGUCUAAAAGGUCUCCGAGCACGCGCUGCCAAUCUUCAUAUCCUGAUGGAAUUCUGGUUGUCUGGAGGAGGCCUUAAACUCCCUGUGUGGGUCGAGUUGGAAGGAUUGCUGGCCAUCGCGAGGUUCCGCAUUCAGCUCAUGUCAACACCCCCAUUCCUCUCCCUCAUGACCAUGACACUACUCGGUCAGCCCAAGUUGAAGAUGAAAUGUACCCCUUUGAAGAGGGGGCUCCUCAACGUCAUGGAUAUCCCGGGGUUGAGCGGAUGGUUGCAAAGUACGAUCGACGCGACUAUCAAGGACAUGUUGGUGGCUCCACGAAGUAUGAACGUGGACCUCAAGGCCAGUUUGAUGGGGGAGAUGGAAAAGGACACAGCGGCGAUCGGUGUUCUUGUGGUCACCGUCAGGAAGGCGAUAUUGAAGUUCAACGGUAACGAGAAGCACGAUGCCUAUGUCACGGUCGGGUGGAGCAAGCUGGGCAAGCCAAUGUGGUCCACAAGAAUCAUAUCGGACUCGAUUGUGCCGGUCUGGGAAGAAACGACUUUCUUACUGGUGGGGUCCAACGAAGUUGACAUUCAAGAGGGAUUGAGACUACAGGUGUGGGACUCUGACCGCUUCACGGCAGACGACCUGAUGGGAAAUGUCGAUGUCCCUCUACAUGACAUAAUGCACAAUCAUGCAACCCGAAACCACGUCUCAAGACGAGAAGACCACCUCGUUACAGACAAAGGCCAACCUACCAAGGGAGACUGCAGGAUUUUGUGGGAAUGUGGAUACUACGAGAAGACAUCUUUGGACGACUACCGCAGCGAGGAAGCGAUUGAACGAAUCCGGUCGGAUGUCCACAGGAAGGCGGAGGCCAAACUCAGGGAAGCUAUUGGGGCGGUCGAUAUCGAACAUGAACAACAAGAAGAAUCGGAGGACAAGGAUAUAUUGAUGGAGGAAAUCGAGCAGCAGAAGGAGGAGGAUAUGAAGGCUAGAAGCGACGAAUCGUGGGAUUGGAGGUGCAGAACAUUAGGAAGAGUGGUGUCAAAGGCGUUGAAGACCAGCCGGGUGAUGCAUGUGGGGACCAGGACAACUUGCCUUGCGCAUACUGCGUCUGUUAUCAUCCAUCAACGCAAGGUAUAUCAGACAAGGACCAAGAUGAAAGACGACAACCCAUACUUUGGUGCAAGCACCGAAAAGUUCAUUCGUGACUGGCGAACAACUACUGUCAUCAUCGCCGUUCGCGACAAUCGCCAACAUGAAAAUGAUCCUUUAUUGGGCGUCGUUGUCCUUCCACUCCGAGACCUGUUCAGACGAAACCACUCCUCGAUGUUUGUCCAGACUGUACCCAUCACAGGAGGCAUUGGGUAUGGUAAAAUGAAACUGGCGCUGCUGUUCAGAAGCGUCAGGCUCCCAUUGCCCAAGCGGUUACGAGGGUGGGAUGUUGGAACUGUCGAGGUGUAUUCGGGUGCCAAGGUGGAGAUGAAGCAGGGCCAGGGUGGCGGGAAGGUGCUGGAGGGCUGCAAGAUGACAUUUAGAAUCGGCGCAGGGGAAGGGGCAAACGUGGGCAACAGCAAAGGCAAGAUGGUCCCUCUGCACGAAAGCGACAAAGGUCACCAUCGACAUCUCCACUAUCACCACGAGGGCGAGGUCGAAUGGAUCUCCAGGUCCAAUAGGCCGGUCCGCCUUCCUGUCAAGAACCGCUACGCAUCAUCUGUCCUCGUCGAGUUCAAGAAGAGCACCACCACCGUCGACCAGACCAUGGCUUUUGGGACUGUUUGGCUGAAGGACGUCCCAGACGACGAGGAGGUGGACCUUGUUGUUCCGAUCUACAGUUAUCGCCUGCGGAGUGGGAGCAUGUCGAGCGAAAAGCAGGGCGUGAAAUACGCCAAGAUGAACGCGGCGGCACCGAAGGACUCGAGGGUGAAAGGCGGGCAAAACCUUAACCUGGAGGAAGAGGGAAGCGUCACGUACGAAGGAGACGGUGGAGAAAGUAUCGGUCAUGUCAGAUUGCGUCUGUGCUUCCACUCGGGCUUGAGUGGGUAUCAUAAGAGCUUAUCUGGAAAGGACAAGGCCAUGGUAGACGUCAUGCAGGUUCUGGACUGUGUCAUGGCUUCUCCUCAUGGUGCAGGAGCAGCUGCCCAGGGUGUUGGCGAUCGCGGCUCGAUGUCAGUUGCCAGCUCCAUCAGCGAUAGCGAAGGUUCCAGUGAAGACGAUGACGAGUAUAUCGAACGCCAUUCUAUGGGGUCGGUGGUGGACGCGGAGUCGACCACGUCAGGAAAGUCCAAGUCCGGUAUUGUCGAGAACUUUAAGCAGUUCAAGAAGCACCAAGGAGAUCUGAAUAGGAGGCACCGAGGCUUGAUGCAGUGGAAGGCAGCGCGGAAUGUGGCAUGGAUUGGGAAAACUGUCGAAGAGAAGUCGAGCGCCGUGGGUGGGAGGAUACUCAGACCUUUCGUGGGGCAUAGGGAACGGCAGAUUGGGAUCGAUACUGAGGUAUAG